Messenger RNA from Suillus discolor, 1737 nucleotides. RefSeq lists its product as uncharacterized. The record is from RefSeq and is a predicted model, not a curated record. The transcript is spliced from 4 exons. Bases 1 to 1737 code for a protein of 578 amino acids. Lineage: Eukaryota; Fungi; Basidiomycota; Agaricomycetes; Boletales; Suillaceae.
AUGUCUCAACCUGACGCAGUUACAACGCGCAUGGGGACUCGACCUAAGAACGCAACUCAGCAUCCCGGGCGCAUUUUAAUCAAUAGUCGUGGAAAGAAGCGUACCACUGCUGAGAAGGCCGCUGACGACCAACGUGAAAGGGAGGCAAAGGAGGCAAGUGAAAAAGCUGUACAAGAAAGUUAUCAGCGUAUUGCUACUUUGCAGGCACAGAUGCAGGCUGACCAAGAUGCUAUGCGUGUUGACGCACCUAAGCCUAAGCGUCCUCGUGCACGCCCGGUGGGGAAGGCUGCAAAAGACUUGAAGACCUCCGACUCGACUAUGGAUGAUAGGCAGGCAGGAGCAAAAAUCGUCGCCGAUAAGCCUCUUGUCACCAAAGGCAGGGGUCGUGUGGGUGGAGCUAAAAGGUUAGCAGCUGAUGCUAGCGUCGAAAAUCCUGCAAGUGAGGAUGAGGAUGGGGACCCGGUCCAAACCAAAAAGAAGAAACUGGCAGUGAGAGAAGCAAUUCAAGCAGUAUUAAACGCUGGCAUCGUUAUCGACUCAACAAAGGCACGUGAUGGAGAAGUUCAGAAGACGUCUGAUGUUUCCCAAAAAUUUGCACUUGCUGGACAUGUCCCAGGGUGGCUGUCGAAUCUUCCCGCGACUGCCUCAAAGCCAGCCGCAUCGUUGAGGGGGAAUCCUUCUACAUCUUCCAUUCAACCACGGACCAGUUACUCUAAGCUCACAAAGGGGAGCACCAUCAGCAGCAAUGUUCCGCCCCCACUCACACCCAUCAGUACCUCAAAUGCUGGAGGCUUUACAGAGUUCAAUAUGUACGCGUCUGAUGAGGACGAGGAUGACGAGGAGCUCGCAAAACCUCUUUCUCAUAUUACAAGCAACAAGGCUUACGCGGGUAUUAUGAUUGUUCCCAAAGCUCUUGACGGUGUAGUACCUUCAGAUGUUACCUGUCGCGGUGCAACCGAACAGCCUGAUCCGAUUGAAGAUGCGGACGACAUCGAUGUCUUCACAGACAUCCGCGGCCACUUUAUAGAUUCUGACGGCGCCGGCCCUGCUACACAACCUGAUUUUCUAAGGGAGUAUAAGGCCAAUGAUGAUGCCAAUCACGAGCUACAGUCCUUGGACCGUGAUUCUGACCUUGAACCUCCUCCCCUCGCCCAAAAACCUAGGUCCCGCUCCACCCCCCCAAUGGAUUUUGACUCCCUGGCGAGUCAGAAGCGGAAGCUGUCACCUCCUCUGGACUAUGACGACAUAAUGGAGCUGUCAUCCGAGGCCAAAAGUGUGCAGGGUGCCAAUGAAGAUGUGAAGACCGAACCUGUUGACCCAGUGUUCACGCGCCAGGUGACCUCUACAACUAACGUUGCUGUCACGCUCAAAGCCCCUCCAGCAAAGCGGCUGAAGUCUGAGUCCUCCGCUCCUUCCAAGCCAAUUGUACGCUCUGCGUACAGGAAGAAGCAUCUUCCUAAGGGUUGUCAGGUGGGAAACAAGUGGGCACGACAGUUCAUCCCUACCGUCAUUCGCUGCAUCGGCGAUCUAGAUGAAGUAUGGACCCUUGCAGAUGACGUUGUCUGUCCUAUCUUGCAGUCAGUCUGGAAUGCAGUCUACAAAGGCAAGAUUCCACACACGGUUGAAGCUGAUGGGCCUGUCCUUUGUCGCGCUCGUUAUGUCUCAUUGCCGCCUCCAUUCGUCACGCUCGUUAUGUCUCGUUGCCGCCUCUGUUUGCUUUGUCGCGCUCGUUAUUAA